AUGUACUUUCAUGCUAUGGCUGGUACCACAGAGGAUGUAAUAAUACUCAUUAUGGCAUAUGACCGAUAUGUUGCUAUAUGUGAUCCUUUACACUAUCACUAUAUCCUAAACAGGAAAAACUGUCUCUUAUUUGUAUCUGGCACUUGGAUAUCAGGAUGCUUAAAUGCAUUUGUGUUUACAUUCCCAGUGUCACGCAUGUCCUUCUGUCAGUCUCCUAUCAUACAUCAGUUUUUCUGUGAUGUUAAAGCUCUGUUUAGCAUUGCCUGUGCUGGCAGUGAAGACUAUUUUAUUGUCAUUUGCAUGGAGUUAUUGCUAUUUGGAGUUUUCCCAAUCAUGUUAAGUGUGACAUCUUAUCUAAAAAUGAUCAGAGUCAUCUUGCAGAUAAAAUCUAAGGAUGGAAGAAAGAAUGCCUUCUCCACCUGCUCAUCCCACCUCAUCAUUAUCAUUAUGUAUUGUAUGACGGCUUUGGGUGCAUACAUGAUGCCCCCAUCAAAAUAUUCUAGUGUCCUAGAACCAGUCUUUACAGCAUUGUAUGCAGUUGUUACACCCACAAUAAACCCUCUGAUCUACAGUCUACGGAAUAAAGUUGUGAAAAAGGCUUUGAGAAAAAUAUUGUCUGUAAAAGUAUUAAACUGUAAAUGA
Molecule: messenger RNA, 642 nt
Organism: Pseudophryne corroboree (corroboree frog)
Lineage: Eukaryota; Metazoa; Chordata; Amphibia; Anura; Myobatrachidae
Product: olfactory receptor 1-like
Exons: 1
Coding region: 1-642 (213 amino acids)
Biological process (GO): G protein-coupled receptor signaling pathway
Cellular component (GO): membrane
Molecular function (GO): olfactory receptor activity; odorant binding; G protein-coupled receptor activity
Source: RefSeq, a predicted model, not a curated record